Tilletiopsis washingtonensis is the source of this 1611-nucleotide messenger RNA. Its product is annotated as seven-hairpin glycosidase. Bases 53 to 1567 code for a protein of 504 amino acids. Gene Ontology annotation, molecular function: mannosyl-oligosaccharide 1,2-alpha-mannosidase activity; calcium ion binding. The transcript is spliced from 16 exons. The record is from RefSeq and is a predicted model, not a curated record. Gene Ontology annotation, biological process: N-glycan processing; carbohydrate metabolic process. NCBI's taxonomy places the organism in Eukaryota, Fungi, Basidiomycota, Exobasidiomycetes, Entylomatales. Gene Ontology annotation, cellular component: endoplasmic reticulum; Golgi membrane.
GCGGCCCUGCACCACGGCGAAGCUGACGUGGCUCGCAGACUCGCUCUCUACCAUGCUCGUCAUGGGCCUGGGCGACUCGGACGCCUAUCAGCGCGCCCUUGCUCAUGUCAGGGCCAUCGACUUUACGCAGACGGCGGAAGGCGACGACGCGCCCGGCAACAUCAGUGUCUUUGAGCUCACCAUCCGCUACAUCGGCGGCAUGCUGUCUGCCUACCAGAUGAAUGGCGAAAAGGCCGAGGAGAAGUUCCUGGUCGACCAGGUCGUCGUGCUCGCAAAUCGGCUUUCCAAGGCCUGGUACAAGGGCAAUCGCCUGCCCUUCAACCGCUUCAACCUCAACCUUUCCACGCCCGUGGACACGACUGACUCGGUCGGCAUUGCAGAGGCGGGCUCCCUCAUCCUCGAGUGGGGCGAGCUGUCGGCAUACACCGGCAACAACACCUACCUCAACCUGACAGAGGGAGCCAUGGACGCAAUCAUUGCCUCUCCCGUCACCUUCCCCGGCAUCUUCGCGCAGAGCCUCGACGCCUACAACGAGAGCACGUCCGGCGCUCCGUACUACACGUGGGGCGGCGGCUCGGACUCGUUCUGGGAGUAUCUGAUCAAGUGGGGGCAGCUGCGAGGCCUGGACCGCUCCAGCUCCUUUGUCGCCACUUGGGAUGCCGCGAUCAACUCGUCGAUCGCACACCUGGUGCAGAAGACUGGCGUAGCAAACCUCACCCUUCUGUCGGACUACGAGCCCGUCAACGGCUCCGUGUACGUCUCGUCUCAUCUGGCCUCCUUUGCCGGCGGCAAUUGGGCGCUGGGCGGCGCGCUGCUCAACAAGCCAGAGUACAUCCAGGUCGGCCUCGAGAUGGCCGAGAGCUACUGGCGCACGUACAACGGCACGGCCACCGGCAUCGGACCCGAGAGCUUCGGCUACUUCGACGCCGCGGGCAAUGCCAAGGGCUGGACGUACGUGUCGCCCGGCAGACGCGAGUUCUACAAUGAGCAUGGCUACUUCUUGGGCUCGCCAGGCUACAUUCAGCGUCCCGAGACUGUCGAAAGCCUGUUCUACGGCUGGCGCCUCACAGGUCAGCAGCUCUUCCGCGACAUGGCGUGGGACGCCUUCCUGCACAUGAAGGAGUACCUUGACUCCGGCACUGGCUGGGUCGGGCUCGUCAACGUCAACGACGUCAGCUCACAGUCGUACGACGAGGCUCAGACCUUCAUGUUCGCCGAGCUGUUCAAGUACCUCUACCUCAUCUUCGACGACCCCGGGCACAUCUCGCUCGACGACUACGUCUUCACGACGGAGGCCCACCCGUUCAAGAUCGCUGCGCCCAACGCAGACUUCGGCAAGGUGCAGAACUUCUGGCCGUACGAGCCGCUGUCGGGCCAGGCGAGCAACCUGGGCAACACUGUGGAGCCCGACGCGGGCGUGCCGUCGCUCGACAGCCUCGGCAGCCUGGUGACUUUGACCCAGGGCCUCCAGGUGGCGGCUUCGGCCUUCGCGCAGCAGGUGCAGAUGCCCGUCAGCGUCGCGCGCAACAUGUUCAGCGGCCUUUCGCGCGCGCCCGCCGUCAAGUGAGCGACGCGUGCCUCGCUGCCGUCGUGUCGCCCGUUCCCUCAUCC